GAUGAAAAUAACAGUGUUGUACGGCCAAUGCCUCAAGUCAAGAAGAGUCUCACAGAACCGGUAUUAUUGUAUCAGAUUGUUCAACUUCUACUUACUUACGAUCCAAGUAUUGUUCAGCGGGUCGCCACUUUAGUGCAUCUGGUCAUGCAGCCACAGUUAGAAGGUGCAUCCAACUCUAUUCUUGCUCCACUGCUGCCAGCGGCGGCUAUUUUCUAUCUUGAGGAGUACGGACCUGAUAAAUAUGCGGAGGUUUUCUUAGGCGAAUUCGAUAAUCCUGAGAUUAUUUGGAGCACUCAAAUGAGGCGUCAUCUGAUUGAGCGAAUUGCAGUGCAUGUGUCGGACUUUUCAAACCGGCUCACUUCUAAUGUAAAAGCGUUGUAUCAAUAUUGCCCAAUACCAUUGAUAGACUAUCCAGAAUUGCAAAAUGAGUUGUUCUGUUAUGUAUACUAUUUGCGACAUCUUUGCGAUCGACAGCGAUUUCCGGACUGGGAGAUCAGAGAUCCGAUUCCAUUUUUGCGAGCUUGCCUAGCUGCAUGGUUCGAAGAAUUGGAGAAGAAACCGCCUGUUAUGUCCAUUGAACAAGCUCGAGAAACUCUAGGUCUGAAUACAAUGGAAGAUGGAUGGCAGGAUGCGGCUGUAGUUCGUCGAGCCUACUUCAAGCUAGCCGCAAAAUACCAUCCUGACAAGAAUCCUGAAGGUCGAGAAAUGUUCGAGAAGAUCAACACAGCGUACGAACUGCUUUCGAGUGAUGCUGGUCGCUCAUCUAUGCCUGACGCGCAUCGCAUCGUUCUGUUUCUUCAAGCGCAAAGCAUCAUCUACAGUCGUCAUAGCAAAGAGCUAUCUGAGUAUAAAUAUGCCGGUUACGGGCAGCUGAUCCGCACUAUCGAUUUGGAGGCUCAAAACGCUUCGCUUUUCCAAGAAGGUGGUGGCGCUUUAUUGAGUGCAGCUAUCGAACUGGCAAAUUACACUCUUGUGAGCAGCCCUCUGAACGCCGAACAACUUCGAAGAGAACAGGGACUUGAGGCUUUGCAAACAGCUUUUGAUCGGUGUGUACCAGUAAUCACUGUCAGCUCGUCUCCUACGGAUAUGGCAGUCCAGGUAGGGCUGUAG
Cylicostephanus goldi is the source of this 1110-nucleotide messenger RNA. NCBI's taxonomy places the organism in Eukaryota, Metazoa, Nematoda, Chromadorea, Rhabditida, Strongylidae. The record is from the annotation of a GenBank genome assembly.